UCGAUAAAUAUGUAUGCAUCAUCAUUUAAUACUAGUUCCACAAAACAAACACAAGGACUACCAUACCCUGCAGCACCGAUGAACAAUAUUGCUGCAGGGCAGCCAUAUUCGUCGCAUUACAAUGGUUCUUCUGUUGUCGGCCAUGGGACGGGUCCAUGGUCUACCGGACUAUGUCACUGCUGUGAUGACCCUGCCAACUGCUUGGUUACAGCCUUUUGUCCUUGCAUCACCUUUGGCCAAAUCGCCGAGCUUGUUAAUCAGGGUGACCCUAGUUGUGCAGGAAGUGGAGCAAUAUACGCGUUGCUAAUGGGAUUCUCGGGUUUAGCAUGCUUAUAUUCAUGCUUCUAUCGGUCAAGGUUAAGAGGGCAAUAUGGGUUGGAGGAGUCACCUUCUGCUGAUUGUUUGGUCCAUUUCUGCUGUGAGCCUUGUGCCCUUUGCCAAGAGUAUCGCGAACUCAAGAACCGUGGUUUUGACAUGGGCAUAGGUUGGGAGGCUAACAUGGAGAGGAAAAGGGCAACAGUGGUUACAGUAGCUCCUGCUGUGGGCAUUAUGAUGCGCUAAUCGAUUAGCAGCCAGAUGUUAUGCAGUUAGUUAAGAUUUUGGCUGAAUUAUCCUGUGAAAAUAGCCUUGUUCAACUUAUUCCGAUCCCUAAUAUUAGUAUAUGUAUCACUUUUUAUUUCGUUGUAUGUAAUUCACCAUCAAAUUAAGUUCAUAUGCUAGAUGAAUAGCAUUUUAUAUUUAUUCAAAGUAUGUGCAUAAUCAUCUAGAAUAAAUUCAAUGAAACAAAAUACAUAUCUACUCGUGUUUAAGUAUAUUUAAAAAUUACUACGCAUAAAGUAUUCACGGAAGGAUGGAGGAGUGAUGACUCCUUUUUUUGUACGCGUAUCAUUCUGAAGUAAACCAAUCAAUAUUAAUUAGAAUUGAAUCUCAGCUCAAUAGGUACACUUCGAAAUUAAGAAAAUAAAAUACAAAGACUAGACACAAGUACAUAACCAUUGAAAUUUGUUAACUUAUUAUCAUAUAGUAGUACGUAACAAAAAAACUACUACAUCAAAAACACUAGUACUAAAUUUGAUAACUUAAAAGUAAAAUACCGGCUUAACUUAUUAAAAAAAAAAAAAA
Messenger RNA from Chenopodium quinoa (quinoa), 1122 nucleotides. Its product is annotated as protein PLANT CADMIUM RESISTANCE 2-like. The transcript has 3 exons. The coding region runs from base 10 to 561 and encodes 183 amino acids. The record is from RefSeq and is a predicted model, not a curated record. Lineage: Eukaryota; Viridiplantae; Streptophyta; Magnoliopsida; Caryophyllales; Amaranthaceae.